Messenger RNA from Pimephales promelas (fathead minnow), 651 nucleotides. NCBI's taxonomy places the organism in Eukaryota, Metazoa, Chordata, Actinopteri, Cypriniformes, Leuciscidae. The record is from RefSeq and is a predicted model, not a curated record.
AAAUAACACAGAAGUUCAGCACGACCAGCGAAGAGAAACACUAACUUCUCUUAAGGAGACACAAGCUGAGGAGACUAGUAGCCUACUACUGUGGAUAUUACAGUUCUCAUCUAUCUAAAGAGACUCAAAGGCUCCUGCUUCCAGCACGCCAUGGUAACCCACAGCAAGUUUGACUCCGCAAUGAGCAGCAGCCUUUUUGACGCAAGCAUGCGGCUGCCGACUCACCGUUACAAAACCUUCAGCUCAAGGCUGCAAUACCAGAUGGUGCAACACGCCAUCCGAAUGCUCCAGGAGAGCGGCUUCUACUGGGGGUCCAUCAGUGGAAAAGAGGCCAACCACCUGUUGAGCUCGGAGACUAGCGGGACCUUUCUGGUCAGGGACAGUUCGGACAACCGGCACUUCUUCACGCUUAGCGUUAAGACCGAGUCGGGCACCAAGAACUUGCGGGUUCAGUGCGACAGCAAGUCCUUUUUCCUGCAGACGGACUCCAAGAGCGUGCAGUCCGUGCCUCGUUUCGACUGCGUGCUGAAGCUCGUCCAUCACUACAUGCCCGCCCAGAAGCGCCCUGUCCAUUGGGAACUCAAGGAGUGCCUACUACAUCUACACUGGGGGGAGAAAUCCCUCUGGAACUUUUAAGACCCCUACCUUGCA